This is a messenger RNA of Psylliodes chrysocephalus, 6166 nucleotides long. The record is from the annotation of a GenBank genome assembly. NCBI's taxonomy places the organism in Eukaryota, Metazoa, Arthropoda, Insecta, Coleoptera, Chrysomelidae.
AACGUCAAAGUCAAAAGUCACCUUGGUUGCUUGAUUUGUUAUGAUAUUGAAAUUUAAAAUAUUUUAAGAACUAUUUAUAUAUUUAUAACUAUUUAGCAAAAAUGCGGAGCCGUAGUAAUUCAGGGGUACGUUUAGAUUACUACCAACGAUUAGUUCACAAGGUAAUUAUGGAACAUCAACAUCCCGUCACUGGGUUAUUUCCAGCAAGUCAAGAAAAUAGCCAUGCUUGGAUUAGGGAUAAUGUCUAUUGCGUGCUAUCAGUUUGGGGCCUAUCCAUGGCUUACAAGAAAAUCGCCGACCAAGAUGAAGACCGAGCUAAAACUUACGAACUUGAACAAUCUUGUGUAAAAUUAAUGAGAGGUUUACUGAUGUCUAUGAUGCAGCAGAAAGAAAAAGUAGAAAGAUUCAAACAAACCCAAAAUCCUCUUGAUUCCUUACAUGCUAAAUACUCUUCGCUUACUGGUCAGAUAGUAGUAGGAGAUAGCGAAUGGGGCCAUUUACAAAUAGAUGCAAUUUCAUUAUACAUACUUCUUUUAGCACAAAUGACAGCUUCAGGUUUACAAAUAGUAUUCAACUUAGAUGAGGUAGCUUUCAUUCAAAAUUUAGUAUUUUAUAUUGAAUGUGCUUAUUGUACACCAGACUAUGGUAUUUGGGAAAGGGGAGAUAAAACAAAUCAUGGUUUACCAGAAUUAAAUGCAAGUUCUAUUGGUAUGGCUAAAGCAGCCCUUGAAGCCAUGAACGAGUUGGAUUUGUUUGGGGCUAGAGGAGGACCUUACAGCGUGAUCCAUGUUUUGGCUGAUGAAGCACAAAAAUGUCAGGCAGUUUUACAGUCAAUGUUACCAAGAGAAUCUAGUUCAAAAGAAAUUGACAGCGGUUUGUUAUCUGUAAUAAGCUUUCCAGCUUUUGCAGUAGAUGAUCCUGGGCUUAUUAAAUAUACAAGAGAAUGUAUUAUUGAUAAAUUACAAGGAAGUUAUGGGUUUAGAAGAUUUUUGCGAGAUGGAUACAGAACACCUAAAGAAGACCCUACCAGACUGUAUUAUGAACCUUGGGAACUCAGAAUGUUUGAGAAUAUAGAGUGUGAAUGGCCUUUGUUUUUUUGCUAUAUGAUUUUGGACAACUGCUUCAGGGGCAACAAAGAAAUUGCAGCUCAAUAUACCAAACAACUUGAAGAAAUUAUGAUACGUACUGAAGAUGGUUUAAAAUUAGUACCUGAACUCUACUCUGUACCAGCAGAAUUUGUAGGGGCUGAAUAUAAAGACCCAGGAAGCCAAAAAAGAAUUCCAUUAGGUCACUGUCCUCAUCUUUGGUCUCAGUCUUUAUAUAUUGUGGGAAAACUACUUCAAGAAGGUUUCUUGGCUCCAGGUGAACUGGACCCCUUAAACAGAAGGCUAGGCUCUGAAAAGAAGCCUGAUGUAGUGGUUCAAGUGGUAAUUUUAGCAGAGGAUGUCGAAAUUAAGGAUAGAUUGGCUGAGCAUGACAUCAAGGUACAGACAAUUUCUGAAGCAGCACCUAUUGAAGUCCAGCCUGCAAGAGUUUUGUCACAUUUAUAUACUUAUUUAGGUCGUAAUAAAAAACUUGGCCUAUCUGGAAGAAAAUCAAGAGAUGUUGGAAUUCUUUCUACCAGUAAAUUAUAUUCUUUGGGAGACAAAAUUUUCGCUUUUACACCCCAGAAUUUCGAUCCGGAAGAAUACUACACGAGCUAUGACAUAGCCCUGUUGGCCGAUAAGGUCAGGGCCCAUUUGGCGUUCUUAACUAUGAGUUGGAGAAAUAUGCUCGGCAGACCUACCAUUUCGGUUGUGAUUACCAAAAGUCAUUUAGAGGAUGGAAAAUUGCCCUUAGCAAUGAUUACAACAAUGAAAAAGCUUAAAUCUGGUUAUAUAAACGGCACUAGAGUUACACUGGGAAAUCUCAACGAUUUUUUGAGCACCAGUUGUAUAACAAACCUGAGCUUUUUGGGUUGUCAUGAAGAUGGACUUCCCGAUAAGUUGCAUCCGCAAGUCCAACAAUACAUGGAGGAGCAUUCAGUCAAAUCUUUAUCCACCAAAUAUUCACUGUUAACGGUAAAUCGCGUUGCGCCUAAAAACAGGCAUCUAAUUCGAAAAAUGUCCGUCAGAGGUGCUGUUAAAAAAACUAGAUCUAUCAACGUUGAUUCCGAAACUUUGGGAAUGGAAGGAAACAUCGGCAGUCCUUUAGAUAGAAGAGGUUCGUUAUAUUUUUCCCCAUCUUCGUUAGAUGUAUUGGAUAGUGCCAAAGAGCAACCAGCAAAAUUACCCUCGCCAGAAAAGCGACUUAAACCUGUGGUUAAUAUUUCUAGACACAGGAAUAUAUCUGAAACGCAAUAUGCAGACACGGAGGUAGACGAACUAUUCGCAAUGUUGAGAGAAUCCGAAUCGCUGGACGAACAGGGCGACAUUUUACAAUACCUGGUAGUCACCAAAGGUUUAGACUUUAAUACCGGCAUGCUGGAAUUCGGCAGAGUCGUUACGGUAAAAGAUUUGCUGAAAGGUCUAUAUGAAAAAGCUUGCCAUCAAAAAAUGUGGGGCCUGGUCAGACACACUGCGGGUAUGCUGGGAAAAAGAGUGGAAGACUUGGCUAAAUCUGUGACGGAUUUGUUAGUAAGGCAGAAACAGAUUACUGUAGGCAUGCCUCCUAACAAUGAGCAUACAAUUACUGCUCCUUUGCCCGAAAACGACCUAAGAUUGUUGAUACAUGAGGCGUAUGGAGAAGACGAUAGUACAGCCAUGUUGACUCAAGAACUGUUAUCCUACUUAGCGAUGUUCAUCAGAACCGAGCCUCAGCUGUUUUUGGAAAUGUUAAGAUUGAGAGUUGGCCUUAUAAUUCAGGUUAUGGCUACAGAACUGUCAAGAACUCUUAUUUGUGAUGGAGACGAAGCUUCUGAACACCUUUUAAAUUUGAGCCCUUUUGAAAUGAAAAAUUUGUUACAUCACAUUAUCAGUGGCAAAGAAUUCGCCAUUAGUAGCGUUGGUCGAGGCAACUUUUCAAUAGUUACCAACAAAUCCAGUCGUAUAAGUAAGAAAAGCCAUAUUAGCUUGACUGCCGAAUUACUAGAUGAGACUGUGGAACCUGAUCGUCAAGGACAGUGGUUAAGAAGGAGACGACUAGAUGGCGCUCUAAAUAGAGUUCCUGGAGAUUUCUAUUCUAGAGUUUGGAGUAUAUUAGAAAAGUGCCACGGUUUGGAUAUUGCCGGAAAAGUUCUACCACAAACGUUGACUCAGGAGAUGACGCCUGGGGAAUUAAAAUUCGCUCUGGCUGUUGAAACGGUUCUUAAUACUAUACCACAACCGGAGUAUAGACAGUUAAUAGUAGAAGCGUUAAUGGUAUUAACUUUGGUGUCCGAAUACAACAUUGUACCUUCGCUAGGAGGCAUCAUACAAGUGGAAUAUUUGGUGCACAUCGCGAACGAGCUAUUUUUAGAUGAUCAGAUGAAAUGUGACGGCGACGCCACUUUAUGUUGCGCCAAACCAAAGGAACUUCGGGAGAUGUCGAGGACCGGUGGACUAUUAUGUGGCGGCGCCGCUUACAUCUGCCAACACUUCUACGACAGCGCUCCUAGCGGCUGUUACGGAACUAUGACUUACAUGACGCGAGCCGUUGCCGUCACUUUGGAGGGUUUGCCUAAACACGGCGAACUAGACUGCAGCAUUAGUUAAAUUAUGUUGACUUGGCAUAAUAGACUCGGAGAUGGCUAUUUAUGGGCAGAAUUGGUAGGUUAUUAAUAACUAUUAAUUAAUGACCUAUUAUUUUGCAUCCUUUCUUCAAAAGAGACCCAACUCGAAAUUAACACCUUCUGAUUUAAUACCAUAAAUGUGAUUUGUAAACAAUUUUGAUGAUCAACGAUUGUUUGCCCACAUUCAUGGUAUUAACUUAAAAGAUGUUAAUUUUGAGUUGUGUCACUUUUGAAGCAAAGGUGCGAUUUAUAUUCAAUUCAGCCUAAAAUACUGCCUUGGGCUUUUUUUAGUGGUCGGCUUUUAGACUAUACAUUAUUAUACAAGAAUUUAAGUGCCAAAUGAGUUUUAGAAAAUAAAAAGUGAUGUAUUAAGUUAAUAGAUAUUUUCUGUACUAGCGAAAUAUUAAAAUUUUAAUGUUGUUAUAAUGUCAAAUAUAUUUUAUGAAGAUAUAAAGUGUAUUUCAGCCAUUAAAUAUUUCUUCUGAUUUUUCGCACCCACACCUCUAAAGAUGAAAGUUAUUUUUGUUUCGUUCAAUGAUAGAUAGUAUUAGUAUGAAUGUUUACAUUUUAUUGAAAUGUACAAAAGUUAUUCAUUUUGAAAAGCACAAGUAAAGAAAAAAGAAAACGUGAAGUGAAAUAUGACAAUUUACAAACUAAAAAUUCUUUAGCAAAAGAAUACCCAAAUAAUGCACAAAUUUUAAAUGUUUACACUGGCACCAACAUAGCUUUCCUAAACAAAAUUAAUUCAAAUUGUUUCUUUAGAUGAACUCCAUGAACAAAAAUUGCAGUUUCAUUGUAAAAAUAUAAAUCUAACAAUCCUGUCAAUAUAUUUUAAUAAUAAGUCUUGUGUAUGACAAAGAAAAAGGAUAUAUAGAAUAAGUGACAUACGUCUUUGGAUGAUAGGUGACAUAUAGAUAGACAAAGACCUCCUAAGGGUAUGGUUCGAGAGGGUUACUAUAAAAUAUUAAUGCGAAUACGUAGUUUUCCUAUAUUAACGGACUACUAACCAGUAUUUUUUGCCUUAAGCCUAGUACUCAUACUUAUUAUGAGUUAUUUGUUAUAUAAAUUAUUUGGAAUGAGGUAUUUUAAUUAACUUAAAAUAAUGAAAAAAUUAGGUUAAAUAUUUAACAUGCCUUAAAUGUAAUUUGCGAAUGACUGUUCUAAAUAAAUUCAAAAACCAGUAGACGCCAUUUUCUUACGAAUACUUUCAACUUUCUGCGAUAACCGCAAAUAUUUUAAUUUUGGCGAAUUUGAUAUAAUUAUCUCUCAUUUAAUAUAUCUUCCUUAAACCUUUAUUUUCUUUGUUUUUUUAGGUGAUUUCUUGGGGGAAUAAGGUUGUGUAAUUAAAAUUUAAAAUGUGUUUGUUGUCACAGCCUUUUGCGAUGGUUAAGUUUUUAUAGUUACAUGAAACCCCCAAAACAAAUAAAUAACAAAAAUGUAAUGAUAGAUAAAGAAAAAAAAUAUAUUGAAACGAAAACUUUAAAUUAAUAAAAAAUAAUAACUGCAACUGCAAAAGGCCGUCCAAUUUUAGACCAAAAGUUAGGAGAAUACAAACAAAUUUUAAUUAUAAUAAUCAAAAAAUUAGAAAUCAUUACAAUCCUCACUUAUAUGUUCUGAAUCCUUCUAAAUGUCAACUAUUAACCAUUGAAGUAUGUCAUUUUCUUCACAAAAUGCUCUCUAUAAAAAGAACGUCAUCUCAUUACUUUUUCUACUCCAUUUUUUUUUUUUGACAGAUUCAAUAAAACACGAAAAUUCUGAAAAAGUUAAUUAUGAUUGAUAUUUUUUCGCACAUUUGAAAAUAGGGCAUUUUUAUCAUUGCUUGUCUUAUCAAAUUUAAACUAUAUUGUUUUGGUACAUUUAUUGGGUUUAAUUUUUAGUUUUGAUUAUAAAUUUGUGAUAAAAAUACUGCAUUACCAUAGGGCAGGUAAUUGAGAUUAAAUACAUGCAAUGAAAAUACUUUUUUUUUUCAUAAAAUAUAAAAAUGAUUAAACAAAUAAUGGUACAAAAGUCCAUACAUAAUAUUAAUACAUUUUUUUACACUUUCUAUCCAUUAUAGUCCGUCUUUAUGAUUUAGAAAGCCCUUUUAACAUGAAUAUACAUAUGUAUUAACUUUUUUAUAUCAUGUGAAAAUAGGGUCCUUAAUAUUAGAAACAAACAACAAAAUAUUAUGUAUGGACACACUUAACUAAUUACAAUUAAUUAAAUAAUUUUUUAAAAUAAUUUACAGUUGGGUGAUUUUUAAGACUAGAAAAUUUCAAUGAAUUGGUGUUAUUUUCUGUUCUUCAGGGCGUUUGCUAACCACUCCAUUGCCAUAUCUAAACCCUCGCCUUUGAUAGCAGACGUUUUGAAUAUUUGAAAAGUCCUAUUUUUCAGUGCUUCAAGCCCUAAAGCUUGAUGGACUUCUUUAAGAGACAUACACCCUGGUAUAUCUUGUUUGUUGGCCAAAACUACCAAAAUGGCUUCAGAUAGUUCUUCUUC